This is a messenger RNA of Nycticebus coucang (slow loris), 4482 nucleotides long. RefSeq names its product zinc finger protein 804A (gene ZNF804A). Lineage: Eukaryota; Metazoa; Chordata; Mammalia; Primates; Lorisidae. The record is from RefSeq and is a predicted model, not a curated record. Gene Ontology annotation, cellular component: nucleus. The transcript has 4 exons. The coding region runs from base 416 to 4021 and encodes 1201 amino acids.
UCAUGCCUGCCAGCAGCAGCAACUCCGAGUGCGGGCGCCGAGCGUGGGGGAUGCUGCCGCCGCCGCGCAGGCGGCUCCCGCUGCCCCGCUCCACUCGGCCGCCGCGCUGGCACUGACUCCGCUCGGCCCCCUCCCAGCCUGGGAUCCUCCCGCGGGGCUCAGCGUCCCGACGCGAAUUAGAAGAGAAACACACGGAGAGGGCGAGACUGCCGGGGAGAGCGCCGCGAGCAUGCGGAGGCUGGGGAGCCUGGGCGCGCAGCACCGCGGGGUGUAGCGCGCGGCUCCGGGGCGUGCGGGGGCGGCGCAGUCGCGCUCUGCCGGGUCCCCGGCCCACCUUCGCGGGCUUCGGCGCUGCGGCUGCCGGCGCAGGGUGCAAGGAAGCGGCGGCUGCGGCGGAGGCGGCGGCGGCUGCCCCAUGGAGUGUUACUACAUUGUCAUCAGCUCCACGCAUCUCAGCAACGGACACUUUCGCAACAUCAAGGGAGUUUUUCGGGGCCCUCUUAGCAAGAACGGGAACAAAACUCUGGACUAUGCUGAGAAGGAGAAUACCAUAGCAAAAGCUCUGGAAGACCUGAAGGCCAAUUUUUACUGUGAGCUCUGUGACAAGCAGUACUAUAAACAUCAGGAAUUUGACAACCACAUUAAUUCUUAUGACCAUGCUCACAAGCAGAGGCUCAAAGAACUGAAACAAAGGGAGUUUGCUAGAAAUGUAGCAUCUAAAUCCAGGAAAGAUGAAAGAAAACAGGAAAAGGCACUCCAGCGCCUGCACAAGCUGGCUGAGCUAAGAAAGGAAGCUGUAUGUGCUCCUGGAAGUGGCCCCAUGUUCAAGUCAACAACUGUUACUGUGAGAGAAAAUUGUAAUGAAAUUUCCCAAAAAGUUGUUGUGGAUUCAGUUAGUAACCAGCAGGAUUUCAAAUAUACUUUGAUUCAUAGUGAAGAGAGUACUAACGAUGUUACAACAGUUGCUGUAGAUCCAGAAAGAGCAAAUAAUUAUACAGAAAAAAAUAGUCAACUUGGGGAUCAAGCCCAGGGAAUUCACAGACACAAAAUCGGCUUUUCUUUUGCAUUUCCAAAGAAAGCAUCCGUGAAGCUGGAGUCUUCAGCCGCAGCCUUCUCUGAACACAAUGAUGAUGCCUCUGUGGAAAAGGGAUUUAGCAGAAAAAGUAGAUUUGUCCCCAGUGCUUGUCAUCUUCAGCUAUCUUCACCAACAGAUGUGCUUUUGAGUUCCGAGGAGAAAACUAACUAUUUUCAUCCACCAGAGGCAAUGUACACUGGUAAAGAAACUGCUCAAACUCAAGAGAUAAAAGAAGUCUCUAGUGAAAAGGAUACAUUAUUAUUAUCUUCAUUUUGCCAGCUUCAACUCCCUUUAUCUUCUUAUGCAGAUAAUUGCCAAAAUUCAGUUCCAGUAGCAGAUCACAUACCACCGCAAGAUAUUAUUAAAGAAGGCAUACCUAUGAAUGGUAACAGUUCUGAGCUGUUAGGAACUAAAACCACAGGUUUUGAUAUGUCUACUGAUUGUGUUUCUGUGCAAGCUAACACAGAGGAAAAUAUUCAGGAUGAUCAGACAUCUGCAAUUAAAGUUGAAAAUAAAAAUGGUCCUGAGACACUGACCCUUUCAAAUACCCAACAGGAUAAUACAACUUUACAUAAAAAAACAGAUUUAUAUAAAAGGCAAUGUAAGCCAUUUGUACCUGUACUUAACAAAUACGGGUCAACAGUUCUUCAGUGGCCAUCAGAAAUGCUGGUUUACACAACUACUGAACCAUCAAUUUCCUAUAGCUGUAAUCCUUUAUGUUUUGAUUUCAAGUCCACUAAAAUAAACAAUAAUCUAGAUAAAAAUAAGCGGCCCUUAAAAGAUCUCCAUUCUCAGCAGAAAGAAGAAGACAUUUGCAAGAGUCUGGUUUCAGAGUGCCAUGAGGUGUCUAUUGCAGGACUCACGGGUGGUAACAGAAAUGAACACACCCAAGUCGCUUCUCUUUUGACUGAUGAUGCUCUCUCCAACAGUUGUGAUUCUGAAAAGAAUGAGAAUAUGGGUCAAAGGUUUAAAAAAAGUUCCCGUAGAAUCAAAAAAACAGAAAAAUACAAUUUUACUAAAACUCAAAUAAAACAGGACACUCUAGAUGAGAAAUAUAACAAAAUAAAGUUGAAAGAUACUCACGAAUACUGGUACCAUAAAAGUAGGAGAAAGAAAAAAAGAAGAAAGCUAUGUCAGCAUCAUCGUGGAGAGAAAACCAAAGAAAUAGAGACUCACUACAGAAUGGAAACAAACAAUAGUUACACUAAUACAACAGGGAAAAAUCCACUGGUAUCAGUUUCAGAAAAACAGAGUCUAUCUGUAGAGCAAUUGGUAGAUUCACUUCAGCUACCUGAUAAAAGGCCCAAAGCAGCAUCGUUAAGUGAAAAUGAAGAAAUAUAUAAAACCUGCAAUCCUGAAGAUAAUAUUAAUGCUAUCAGUUCUACAAACCACUGCAAAAAACACACAGCACUUUUAAGUGGACAAUCAAAUUCAACAAUGAUACAUUCUUGGAAACAUAAUUUAACAUACUCCAGAACGUAUUGUUGUUGGAAAGCCAAAAUGUCGAGUUGUAGUCAGGAUCACAGAUGCUUAGUUCUUCAAAAUGACGUGAAAUGCCUGAAUCAGAAUCAGGCUGUCAAAAGAGGCUACAAUUCUCUCACGAAUGAAUCCGAAAGAUUCUGUCGAAAACGUAGACAACAUUCAUAUUCUUACUCUUCAGAUGACAGUUUGCAUCAACACAAUCAUUUACCAAAAGAGUUCUUGAGACCACCAAGUGCUUCUGUCACUCCCUGUAAGCCUAAAAAGAAACGAAGGAGAAAAAGAAGCAGAUUUCACACUGAAUUUGAACAUUUAGAACUCAAAGAAAACACAGAUUAUCCCAUGAAAAUAAAUUCUCCCUUAAAUCACCUGGAUGGAUUAACAAGUGAAGACAAGAAAGAAGAAAUGAAACCACGAGAAGUUGCAAAUAUUGAAAGGAACUCAGAACAAACAGACCAAGUAAAAAACUCGCUGACUUUGCACCCUGGUGAUCCUCUUCCUUCUGAAACCAAUGAUGAAACUGAGCAUUUAGACAUGGCCGUUGCUUCUGGUGAAUUGUCAGAGGUUUCCAAUGGCGCCACCACAUCUGUCUCUGUAGCUAGUACCCCAACAAAAGAAGUAAUUGACAGCACCUUGCUUGAUCACAAAGAAAAAAGUGAGAAUAUACACCUUAAUGAAAAGCAUCCUCCUUUCAAGGUGUCUAAUAUUGAAAGGGAGUUUAGACAGUCACCACCUAAAUCACAAUUUUGCCACUUUGAGCUGGCUGAGGCCCUUCCACAAGGAAAGAAGAAUGAGGCAUCAACUGAGUGGCUGCAUUAUAAUUCAGGAAUCCUUAAAACACAACCACCAGUACCCUUCAAGGAAGCACAUGUCAGUGGCCAUACCUUUGUAACAACUGAGCAAAUCCUGGCUCCACUAGCUUUGCCUGAACAAGCAUUGUUGAUCCCACUAGAAAACCAUGACAAAUUCAAAACUCUACCAUGUGAGAUCUACCAGCACCUUGUACAGCCAAACAUGCUGGCCAACAAGGUCAAAUUCACCUUUCCUCCAGGUGCCCUUCCACCCCCUAGCACACCUCUACAGCCUUUGCCUCUACAGCAGCCCUUCUGUUCUACCUCUGGAACCACUAUCCAUCACACUGUUUUGCAGCAGCAUGCUGCAGCUGCAGCAGCUGCAGCAGCCGCCGCAGCUGCAGGAACCUUUAAAGUGCUCCAGCCACACCAACAGUUUCUUUCCCAAGUCCCACCUCUCACCAGAACAUCCUUACCUCAGAUCUCAGUAGGACCGGUAGGACCGCGGGUUUGUCCUGGGAACCAGCCACCUUUUGUUGUUUCUCCUCAGAUGUCAAUCAUUCCAGCUUCUGUUCUUCAUCCAAGCCAUCUGGCUUUCCCACCUUUGCCCCAUGCGCUCUUCCCUUCACUGCUCUCCCCACACCCUACUUUCAUCCCUCUACAGCCCCUCUUCUAGCCACCACCAUAAAGGGGAAAGAAAAUACUCAUGUGAAAACUACUGCUAUAUGCGUUAAGUGUUCAUCUAAGUGAGUAACUGGCUGUUUCACUGGUGGAAGUACACUAGCCAAAGGAUGGCCUCGUUAAUUUGAAAUCAUUUACUGUAAAUGUAACGAUGCAAAUAAACUUUUAAGUUACUGAUAUAUAAUAUUAUUAAAGCACUGAAUAGUUUGAAAAUCAAUACAAUAUAUGCUGUAUAUUAAAAUGAUGUCUUAAGAGUAUGUAUAAUGUACAUAAAAUAUAUUUAUAGUAUAUAAUUUAUGUUGUAAAGUAUGCUCUUUGGUUUUUUUUUAUCUUUGUGUAUUUGCACCUAUUUAAUGUUUAGACAAAGCGGACGGCACUAUGUUUUGUAUCAUGUUCCUUGGAACUGUAAAUUCAGUGAAAUAUAUCUCUUGCAAUAAAUUUUUGUUAACUAUUUAA